AUGAAUUUCACAGAGAGAUUUGACCCAAAUCAGUUUAUUCAAUUAAAAACAGGAGACGAGAUCAUAGAUGAAUUUUAGGCUAACAUUAAUAGUGAUUCCACAACAGCAGAUGAAAAAGAGGACUUCAUCAAUGUAAGACCUAGUAUGUUUGGAUUUGGGGAAAAUUCGACAGAUCUUUUAUUAUCAGUUGAUGAAGCUUUUGAUUACUGUGGGGGUUUCGGUAGACAUUAAACAUUGCUAAUGAUCUUUAUGAUAUUCUCAAUGAAAUCAGCAGGCUUUUUCUUAAAUGCACUGAGCUUUCUUGAACUCUAGCCUGUCUAUGAAUGCUAGAAUUUGCACUCGGAUAUCUGGUAUAGAUGUUAGAAAAAAGUAUUUUGCUCAGAUUCUUCAGUGACUAAGAGAAUUGAUUGGAGUGAAUAAGAAUCUCUUGACAAUUUUAUCUCGCAAUUUCAUCUUGAAUGCUCUGAUUCUUUCUAUAUCGGAUUGAUUGGCUCAUUUUUCUUAGUUGGAAUCGUGCUAGGCUGCCUCACUCUUACAAGAUUAGGUGAUAUAUUAGGGAGGAAACCUAUAUUUAUUGUUGGAAUGUUAUUGCAAAUUACGGUCUGCUGUACUCUGGUCUUUAUAGAUAAUAUAUGGAUUGCCUACCUAAUGGUUGCUAUCAUGGGAGUUGCUUUAACUGGAAAGCAAUAUGUGGGUUAUACUUACCUCAUUGAAAACAUGCCUAAAAGUAAGCAGGUAAUUGUAGGAAGUUUUGAAUUUAUUUGUGAAGGUCUUGUUUUUCUUUCCGUUUGUGGUUAUUUCCUUUGGGUUAAUAAAAAUUGGAUAUACCUUUAAAUUCCUACCUUAGUUUUAUCUAUUUUGGGAACUGUUUACAUGAUUUUCCAGCCUGAAAGUCCUCGAUUCUUAGUAAGUAAGGGAAGAUUCGAUCAGGCAAGAACUUGUUUUAAUAUAAUUGCCAAGAGAAAUGGUAAAGGAGAAAACUAUGCUGAUUUAAUCAUAUUCAAGGAAGAAUUAGAAAUGAAUGGUUUGGAAUAAACAGCUUUUGAAAAAGAUUAAGAUCCACUAAAUACAAGCAUUACAUCAUAAAGUAGUCCAGAGGACAAGAGUUUAAAGCAAUUAUUCAAAAGAAAAGAUCUAAGGAGAAAUUUACUAUUUUCUACAGUUAUCUGGACAUCAAUCGUAUUCAAUUUUUUCCUGGUAUCAUUUUACUUGAAGUAUUUUCCAGGAAGUAUCUUUUUGAAUUGUAUUUACUUUGCUAUUGCAGAUAUUUUUGCUUACCUUUUAUCAGGACUAAUCAUCAAGUAUCUUAAUGCUUCAAAAGCAAUAAUUGUUGCCUAAGUUAUUUCAUCAAUAGGAGCACUAUUGUACUUGAUAUUAUUUACAAAUCAAGAUAUUGUUCCAGUAGUCAUUAUUCUAAGCAGAAUUGGAAAUUCAAUGUCAUUUAAUACAGUAUAUGUAACUAACAGUAGACUAUUCCCAACCUAUUUCUAAACCUCAACUUUCGGGUUACUAAACUUUAUAUCUCAUGUUCUCUCAAUAGGAGGACCCUUACUAGCUGAAGCAGCGGAUCCCUAUCCAUAUGCUGUUUUUCUAACUAAUGCAAUACUGGCACUUUUUUCUGGAUUUUUCAUUAAAGAGCUCUAUCACUCAAAAGCAGGUAUUGUUGUAGCACAUUGA
Messenger RNA from Stylonychia lemnae, 1677 nucleotides. Lineage: Eukaryota; Ciliophora; Spirotrichea; Sporadotrichida; Oxytrichidae. The record is from the annotation of a GenBank genome assembly.